Messenger RNA from Lodderomyces jiufengensis, 1305 nucleotides. RefSeq names its product aspartyl protease SAP30 (gene SAP30). The transcript has a single exon. Gene Ontology annotation, molecular function: aspartic-type endopeptidase activity. NCBI's taxonomy places the organism in Eukaryota, Fungi, Ascomycota, Pichiomycetes, Serinales, Debaryomycetaceae. The coding region runs from base 1 to 1305 and encodes 434 amino acids. The record is from RefSeq and is a predicted model, not a curated record. Gene Ontology annotation, cellular component: fungal-type vacuole.
AUGUUACAACUUAUCAAAAUGUUUUUUGGUCUCAUUAUCAUUUUUUUAUCUCAACUUAUCAAUGCUUGGCCACAUCCACGUCAAUCCUUGCCUGAAUUUGAAUUAACCAUUGAUACACUUUAUUAUAUUCAUGGUUUAGAGUUUGGAAGUCCUCCUCAAAAAAUUAAAUCACAAGUUUUACUUGAUACUGGAUCAUCAGAUACACUAGUUUCAACUUUUGCAUUUAACCCUCAAAAAUCUAAAACAUUCAAAAAUUCUUCAUUAGUUUUUAAUGGUGUUUAUGGCUCAAUACUGGAAUUUGCUUUAUAUAAAGCAUUUGAUGUCAUUACUGCUCCAAAUGGAGUGAAGACUAAUCAAACUUUAGCUAUUACAAAUGUAAAUCCAAAUUUACUUAAUGAUCAUAAUGUUAUUGUUGGUAUGGGUUAUGACACUACACAAUUUAUUAGACCAAAUUAUCCAAAUUUUAUAAGUUCAUUUAAAGAUCAAAAUAAAAUUAAAAGAACUUUAUUUUCUAUAAAUGGUCAAGUUGAUGGAGGUUCAGUUUUGUUUGGUGGUGUUUACACUGAUAUUUAUGAAGAUGUUUUAACUAAGGUUGAAUUAAUACCAAGAUAUAAAAAUAGAAAAUGGUUUCAACCAUAUUUGACAGUUAGUGGAAUUAAAUUAAGUGAUGGAAGUGUGAUUUCUAAUCAAACUUGUGCCUGUAUCAUUGACACUGGAGCUGAUUUACUUCCUUUUUCAAAACCUAUGUUGGGAAAUUUAUUUGCAGCUUUAAAUGACGCUUCUGGGGAUUACUUUUAUGUCAAUACCACUAACCCAGAUGAUCCAAAUGAAACUCCGUUCUAUUACUUUCCAUUAGAUUCUAUAAAAGAUCUUAGUAUAAAAUUAGACGUUCAAGGCUAUGAAUUAGAUUUACCAGUUAUAGACGUCAUUCAUGGCAUUAAAAUUAUUAAUGGUAAAGCUUAUGGUGGUAUAGCUUAUCAAGAAGCUGUAAUUGAUGUUCAAGUAGAUGCAAUUUUCCUUCCUGCAAAGUUGCUAACACAUUAUUAUUCUGUAUGGGAUUACGAUAAUCAUUUCAUUUAUUUUGCUAAAUAUAAAAAUAGAGGUAAAAUAGGUUGUAAUGGUAGAAUUGCUGUUGAUUCUGGAGAUCAAUUACCUGUUGCUACAACUAAUGUACCUCAUGCAUCCACCACUUAUUCUGUUGGUUAUCAAACUAGUUUAGAAACAACUGUAUCUGGAGCUGAUUCAAUAAUUAAUAGUCCAAAAACUUAUGCUGGUUCCAACAAUCAAUCAUAUACCACAGCUUAG